AUGUCUCCUUCUGCAACAUUUCCCAGUGAAUCCACUGCAGCCCCAACUGCAUCUUUUCCGGAAGUUCAUAUCCCCAGUGAUAAGAAGGCGGGCCUCCGUACCAUAUCUUUAUACCAGCUUCAGUCUGGUUCAGCCUCAGAACGGAAUCUUUUGCUUGAGACUUGUAUGAAUGAUGGAUUUUUCUACCUUGACCUCUCACACCCAAACUUCGCCUCACUGUUGGCUUUCGUUGAUGCUACCUUCAACUGCUCGAAGGAGUUGUUCAACUAUCCACCUGAAAUCAAGUCCUUGUUUGACGUGGACAAGAUUUCCGACUUGAAGGUGAAUGGCUAUAAGCCCAAGGGCCGAAAUGUUGUCGGUAAUGGAAAGGACGGCAAGAACGAUGGGUUCGAAAGCUGGGUGCUUCCACGAAAUGGGGUCCUUCAACUCUCAAAUGAGCCUUUCCCACAUCCCCCAGUGGUUGCCAAUCAUCUCCCGGAUAUUAGUGGCCUAUUUGAUGGUCUCAGUUCAGCUGCACAUGUUAUACUUAGCUCCCUCUCUGAUAGCCUUUCCUUGCCCGCUGGUCAACGCCUCGAGGACUUCCAAGGGCUGAACCGCCCAUCACCCGAUAUCCUACGUGUGCUCAAGUACCACGCAAACUCAAACACUGAUAUCAUUCCACAGACGCCCCACACUGAUCUCGGCAGUCUGACAUUUGUAUUUUCAACGACUCCUGGCCUCCAAGUCCUUCCCCCAGGCGUCCAGCAAAAGCCUGGCGCAUACAGUGAGUCUGACUGGCUCUAUGUUGAGCCACGACCUGGGCACGCCAUUGUGAAUAUCGGUGACUGUAUCACCCUCAUGACCAAUGGUAUCCUCAGAAGUGCUCUUCACCGAGUUGGCCCUGUUACUGGAUGCGCAAUGCCGGAACGAUACAGCAUGGCUUAUCUCAUGAGACCUGAGGAUCAAACAGUGCUGCGCGCUCUAGAUAGUCCCCUCAUUCCAAAAUCUACCAUUGGAGAAGACGUUGUUACGAGCGGCGCCUGGAUUAGAAAGAAAUUCAAGGCUCUUCGCGGCCAGAAAGAUGCUGGAAAUUUUGAUCAAAUUCUUACUGGAGGCAGGGGAAUUUUGGUUUAG
This is a messenger RNA of Talaromyces stipitatus ATCC 10500, 1113 nucleotides long. RefSeq names its product oxidoreductase, 2OG-Fe(II) oxygenase family, putative. The record is from RefSeq and is a predicted model, not a curated record. The transcript has 2 exons. Lineage: Eukaryota; Fungi; Ascomycota; Eurotiomycetes; Eurotiales; Trichocomaceae. Gene Ontology annotation, molecular function: dioxygenase activity. The coding region runs from base 1 to 1113 and encodes 370 amino acids.